Molecule: messenger RNA, 1320 nt
Organism: Enterobius vermicularis (human pinworm)
Lineage: Eukaryota; Metazoa; Nematoda; Chromadorea; Rhabditida; Oxyuridae
Source: the annotation of a GenBank genome assembly
AUGGUCUUUGUUAAUGGUGAAGACUACGAGCACCUGUGUCGUGUGAAGUCUAAGCUAGACCAUUUAAUCGAUGGGGAUUUUAUCGACUGUACAGUUCUGGAAAAUAAAUGUGAUUUUGGGAGUAAUAUUCUCCUCACCAAUAUUGGUCAAGAGUUCUUGCGCCGAAUUGAGUCCGAAAGAGAAGGUAGACUUGUAGUGACCACACACUUUUUCAAACAGUGUGUGCAGUUACAGGGUGACCAUGCUUCGAGGGUUUUAGCAAAGGGGAUGAUACAACAGUUUCUGGAAAAGCAUACGAUAUUUACUAUUGACGUCAGUCCUCCCAAUUAUCUACCUGGAACAAUGACAGCAUUUAUGGAUUUUGUUACAAGUGCUGGACAAGAAAUAUUCCGAGACAAAGUGAAAGUAGUGCCGGAUUUUAUCAAACACAAAUUACAUGUUGAUUGCUCUGAAGAGGACUAUCAAGCUGUUUUGGAUGUGCUUCGUACAAUUUCUGUGGAGAUCAGUAAAGGAAGUAAAAAACAACAAGAGGAUCGAGUACCUCCGCAGUGCGUUGUUUGUUUAGAUUAUGUUGAUCCUGCCUGGUUAUGCUUUGAAAGCUGUGGACACUAUGCGUGCAAGUCCUGUUUUUUGCAUCAGGUUAACUCCGUGUUAAAGCAGCACGAGUUCCCCAUAAAUUGCGCGAAGUGCUGUAGAGCCCUGGCUUUUAAAGAUAUAGUCCGAGCUUUAUUGGACGGGGAUGAGGGAGAAAAUUUGAGUGAUGCAGGGCAGUUCGAAUUCUUUUUGGAUACCUCUGAGCAUCUUGAAAUUCUUGCAAAUUCCGCGUUGUCGUUUUUGGUUAGUCGGAAUUCGAACGGAUAUCGCUAUUGUCGGGUACCGGAUUGUCGUGGCGUGAUUAGGGUGACAGGGGAAGAACGGCUGGGAAGUUGUGAUGUUUGCAGCGCAGUGUAUUGCAUGCGAUGUGGCAGCGAAGACCAUAGAAAUAUGAACUGCGAAUUAUACAGUCAGCUGAAGUCCAAUGUUGAUUCGUCAUUGCGACAUUGGAUGGAAGAGGACCCUGAUAAUCGACAGUUCUGCCCAAAGUGUAAUGCAGCAAUACAAAAAGACAGAGGAUGCAAUCACAUGCAGUGCGAGUUCUGCAAAACCCAUUUUUGUUGGGUUUGCUUCAUGACGGCACAUAGCUGUGGUCAACUAUAUGCUCACCUUAACGAAAUUCAUGGAGGGAACGGUUUGGACUUUUUGGAUCGUGCAGUUGAAGAGUUUGACCCUGAUUUGGAUCAGGAUUUAAUAGCAGCAUUGGAGCUUCAGCUGCGGCUUUAA